CUUUCUCUCUCAUAUCAUAACCAUAUCUAUGUAUAUAAUAUGUAUAUAAAUCACACCUCCUUAAAUCUCCCACCAAACCCAUAAGCGAAAUCUCCAAGAAAGCAACGCAGACAAUGUAUCAGGACAAUUUCUCGACUCCGGAUUUGACUCAGUCAUCUCCUCCGACUCGUUGGAACCGCUACGAGGAUAAGCUUUUUGAGAAGGCUCUGGUUAUGUUUCCCGAGGAUUUUCCCGAUCGGUGGCAAAAAAUCGCUGAACACGUUGGCAGAUCGGUUCAAGAAGUGACAGAGCAUUAUGAAAUUCUGGUUCAUGAUGUCUACGAAAUUGAUUCCGGCAGGGUUGAGUUGCCGAGUUAUGCGGAUGAGUUCUUUGAGUCGAGUUGGGAAUCUCCCAUGGCCGCCUCGAAUCAAAUUUCUUUUGGUAGUCAGACGAAGCAGGGCGAUGCUGAGAGGAAGAAAGGAAAGCCAUGGACAGAAGAAGAACACAGGUUAUUUUUGAUUGGGCUGAACACAUUUGGCAAGGGUGACUGGAGAAGCAUUUCAAGAAAUGUGGUGAAGUCAAGAAACCCAACGCAGGUUGCUAGUCAUGCUCAGAAAUACUUCCUUCGACAGAAUUCUGUGAAGAAAGAGAGGAAAAGAUCGAGCAUCCAUGACAUCACCACUGUAGAUAACAAUUCAGUUGCUCCGCAUAUUGAUAAAAAUUGGAUAGCUCCACCUGGUGGUGCUUCAGUCUCUGUUCUGCAAGAAAUGCCUCUAGCAAGCCAUUUGCAUGAUCAAAGAGGCUCCAUGGUGUAUCAAAACUAUGGCUUUCCUAUGUAAAGAUUCCUGAUGUCUAAAUAGUACAUACAGUAGUUUCCUGCCUGCACUGAAGUCCAUUUUGUAUAGCCUAUUUAUGUUCUUUUACCUCAGGUGAUGUUUAGGAAAUAGGAACACAGUGAAGAAAUGAAUUUGAUAGCACUGAUUAUUUAAGUCUUUUGAAAUCUUGAGAUUGAAGAGAGUUGUUUAUAUCUUUAAAUUUUAGGAAUUUAUUGAAUUUAAUAGUAAAUGAAAA
Jatropha curcas is the source of this 1050-nucleotide messenger RNA. Its product is annotated as Duplicated homeodomain-like superfamily protein. NCBI's taxonomy places the organism in Eukaryota, Viridiplantae, Streptophyta, Magnoliopsida, Malpighiales, Euphorbiaceae. The record is from RefSeq and is a predicted model, not a curated record. Gene Ontology annotation, molecular function: DNA binding.